Odontomachus brunneus is the source of this 1112-nucleotide messenger RNA. It is a transcript of the gene KFase, whose product is annotated as kynurenine formamidase-like. NCBI's taxonomy places the organism in Eukaryota, Metazoa, Arthropoda, Insecta, Hymenoptera, Formicidae. The record is from RefSeq and is a predicted model, not a curated record. Bases 131 to 1024 code for a protein of 297 amino acids. Gene Ontology annotation, molecular function: arylformamidase activity. The transcript has 8 exons.
CUAAAGGACAGCUGAAGAAAAGAACAGUUCUUAACGUGCAUCGUAGUGAGCGACACGACCGGUUCACCUUCCAGUCGGCGAUACGCUAAGAGAGAACGGUAGAAGAACGCUAGAAGAAAACCAAUUGAAAAUGGCUACGCCUGAGAAAGAACGACUAUACAACCCAAGUGAGUGGAGUAAGCGUUAUGCGUCCCAGGAAUUAUUGGAUUAUUUCUGGAAAUUCUGCGCGGAAGCCACGGAAAAGGCCCGGAAAACCAUCAAGUGCGAACUUAACGUACCGUAUGGGAAGACAGAACGCACAAAGUAUGAUAUUUACGGCACCGAUUUGCCUAAAGACGCGCCGAUAUUUGUCUUCGUCCACGGCGGAUAUUGGCAGGAAUUCAGCAAGGACCUCACCGGAUUCUCGGUACCCAUAUUUGUUGAAAACAAAAUUAAAGUAAUAACAAUUGGAUAUGAUCUAUGUCCGCAUGUCGAAAUAUGGGAUAUAGUGGCGCAGAUAAAAUCGGCGGUCGCGCAAAUACUAAAGUACGCGUCUGAUUCUGGUUGCAAAUCUGUGUGGAUCGGCGGACAUAGUGCCGGGGCGCAUUUGAUCGCGUCCUUUUUGUACGAUGAUAACUGGAUCAAACGCAUGACGCAGCAGGGAUACAUUACGCUGUUAAAAGGACUCGUCCUGAUAGCCGGAUUGUACGACGUAAGACCCGUAGUUGAUGUCAGUCAAUUGAGCGAGCUCCGUCUGACCGAUGAAGUGGCUAAGACACUAAGCUGGUCCAUUCUUGACGAACCAAAGAAUCAGCCACUUUGUAAUUUGAAAGUUGUCGUGACCGUAGGGGGCGGUGAAUCUCCGAAAUUUAUUGAUGAAUCACGCCAGUACGCUCAGAAACUUAUUUCUAUUGUGAAUAACGUGGAGUUCCUCUUUCUCCCGGACAACGAUCACUUCGACAUCGUGGAAAAUCUCUUGGAUCCUAACUAUAUCCUGGGGAAAUUGCUAGUGAAAUGUAUAAAGCCGGACGCGAAUACGAAAUGAAAAGCAACCGUUUGCUCCGUUGCACUUCAUAUAACACGCAUUAUAUCCAAUAUUUUCUUUCAUUAAUAAAUUGAUUAAUUACAAUAUA